This is a messenger RNA of Camelina sativa (false flax), 1191 nucleotides long. RefSeq names its product protein METABOLIC NETWORK MODULATOR 1. The record is from RefSeq and is a predicted model, not a curated record. Lineage: Eukaryota; Viridiplantae; Streptophyta; Magnoliopsida; Brassicales; Brassicaceae.
UAAUUUGGUUGCCCUCAAAUGUGUGAUUUUUUUGUCUUUUUCGCAUUUAGCCUCUCCCUUGUUUGACUAACGUUGUAAUUGCCACAAGACUUGAAAAAAAAAAAAAAGCUGAAGAAAGAGGAGAAGAAAAAUCGCAGAGGAAUUACACUGAGAGCGUUUUAUUAACUAACACUAGUUACUGCAAAAUCGAAGCUUCUCAAAGAGAUGGAGAAGGAAGGGCAUGAGGAGAACAACCACACUGUCUCCGGAGAUUUAAUGGCGAAAAGGAAACGAGGUCGUCCGAGGAAACACCUGAGGCUAGAAUCUAACGAGCGGUCUCCUCUUGUUACUCCUCCAGGGUUAAGCAGGACUCAGAUUCGUCAGAGGCACGAUGAUGAUGAAGCUAUGGUUGGACAACAGAUUACUGGCGUGAUCGAGGCGACGUUUGAUGCAGGGUUUUUGCUUUCGGUUAAGGUUGGAAAUUCAGACAGCAUGCUUAGAGGUGUGGUGUUCAAGCCUGGUCAUUGUGAUCCUGUAUCGGUUGAUAACGAUGUUGCUCCUGAUGUGCCAAUGAUAAGAAGGAACAGUGAUGUGAUGCAUCAUGACGGCUCAGCUAAACGAGGUCGGAAAUCCAGAUUCAGGGAGAAACGUGGUAGUGGUGUUAGAAACAGAGCAUUGGUUCCAAUUCAGCCAAAGAAUCUCUUGGUUCCUGUCGUGCUUCAGCCUUCCCAUCAUCUACAGAAUGGUGGUGGACGUGUCCCGAUCCACCACAGUCCCAUGCAGACCGAGACGGGGUCUCAAGCGAGUAACGGCAAGCCUUUUGAGACGCUGCUCACACAGGUGAUGAAUAAAGGUCAAGUCCAUCACACGGCACAGUCCAUUGAACCAGAGUCAGAUGAGCAAGCUCUGUCUAUUGAGCCAUUGCAGGCGAUACACCCGGUCCAUCCAGUACAUAUGCCGAAACCCAUGCCGUGUUACGGACGAGGCCAGAUGACAGAACUCCUUCAGGCUGUGCAGGAAAAUGUGAGAGAGACCCAUUUUUCUCAAGGCCAUUGAUCUUCUGAAAGAUUACUUCUUCUUGCAAGAGCUUAAAAAGUCUGAUUCAAUCUCAUUGUAAUCAGAAAUAGGAAAAAAACAGAAUCUAACUAUUGUUAGCUUAAAGAUGUCAGCAAAAUUACCGUGAUUCAUCAUAUAAAUUGCUCAUUACUUCCU